GAUAUAUUUCUUCACAACCCUACUAAAUUUAAACCGUGCAAAAAUGGUUAUUAAACAAGUGGAAAAUGGCUUUAAGGCCUCUGGUAACCGUGGUACGGGCCGGUCGCCACAGCUUUGCGGCAGGACUGCAACUGCAGCAGCACCUGGCGAAGGCUUCCCAGAUAUUGGACCCGCCUUCAAAAUUUCGCAACUACCUGGUGCUUCAGGAACACGAUCCUGUGUACACAGUCGGCCUGCGAACGAAGGAAUACACGCCAUCAGACGAGGCUCGACUGCGCCAACUGGGUGCAGACUUCCAUCGCACAGACCGCGGCGGGCUUAUCACUUUCCAUGGCCCCGGCCAGUUAGUGGCCUACCCCAUCCUGCACCUGCGCCAAUUCAAACCCAGCAUGCGCUGGUACGUGGCCACGCUGGAGCGGAUGGUCAUUGAGGCCUGUCGCCGACUAGGCAUUUCCACGGCCACCACCACCAAGGAAACAGGCAUCUGGGUGGGUGACCACAAGAUUUGUGCCAUCGGCGUCCAUGGCUCCCGUUACGUCACCACACACGGCGUUGGACUUAAUUGCUGCACGGAUUUGAAUUGGUUUGAGCACAUUGUGCCCUGCGGGAUCGAGGGCAAGGGAGUGACAUCGCUUAGCAAGGAGCUCGGUAGGCAUGUGUCCAUAGGGGAGGCCACUGAUGCGCUCCUUAGCAGCUUCGCUAGCGUCUUCGAGUGCCAUCUUCAGGAUCACGAGUCUGAUGGCAACCUAGCUAGUGCUUUAAAAACCAUUUUAAAAAACAAAUAACUCAUUUAAUACAUGAUCAUACAAAACGA
Drosophila ficusphila is the source of this 814-nucleotide messenger RNA. RefSeq names its product putative lipoyltransferase 2, mitochondrial (gene Lipt2). Gene Ontology annotation, cellular component: mitochondrion. Gene Ontology annotation, molecular function: lipoyl(octanoyl) transferase activity. The transcript has a single exon. Bases 66 to 785 code for a protein of 239 amino acids. Lineage: Eukaryota; Metazoa; Arthropoda; Insecta; Diptera; Drosophilidae. The record is from RefSeq and is a predicted model, not a curated record. Gene Ontology annotation, biological process: protein lipoylation.